GCGCUGUGCGUCGCCAUGCUCGGGCUCGGCUGCGCGGUGGAGGUGCGCGCGCUGGGCGGCCACGUGCGCCGGCCGCUGGGGGUCCUGCUCGCGCUGCUCGGCCAGUUCGUGCUCAUGCCGCUGGUGGCCUUCGCGCUCGCGCUCGCCUUCUCGCUGGACGCCGUGGCGGCGGUGGCCGUGCUCUUGUGCGGCUGCUGUCCCGGAGGGAACCUGUCCAACGUGCUGUCUCUGCUGGCGGACGGGGACAUGAGCCUCAGUGUCAUCAUGACCGUGUCGUCCACGCUGCUGGCGCUCGUGCUCAUGCCGCUCUGCGUGUGGCUCUACAGCCGUGCGUGGAUCGACACGCCCGUGGUGCAGCUCGUGCCGUUCGGGGCCAUCGUCCUCACGCUCUGCAGCACACUGGUCCCCAUCGGCCUGGGCGUGGCCCUCCGAUACAAGCGCCCACGCGCCGCUGACAUCAUUCUCAAGGUGUCGCUGUGGUCGCUGCUGCUCACGCUGCUGCUGCUCUUCUCCGCGACCGCCGCCAUGCUCGGGCCCGAACUGCUCGCCCGGAUCCCGCCCUCCGUGUACCUGGUUGCGCUGCUCAUGCCGCUGUGCGGCUUCGCCGCCGGCUACGCCCUCGGCGCGUUCUUCGACCUCGCCCCCAGCGGCCGCAGGGCCGUCUCCUUGGAAACGGGCUGCCAGAACGUGCAGCUGUGCACGGCCAUCCUGAAGGUGGCGUUCCCUCCGCAGCUCGUCGGCGGUCUCUACAUGCUGCCGCUGCUCUACGCGCUCUUCCAGGCGGCCGAGGCAGGUCUCCUCAUCCUGGCCUACAGAACGUACCGGAAGGAGGUGCUCCGCAAGCCGGAGCCGUGCAGGGGGGGCGGGGGCGGCGGCGGCGGCGGCGACGACGGCGACGACGACUCGAGCGUCGCCUACAAGACUCUGAAGGAGGACGAGAGCGCCUUCGACGCCGCAUACGGCUCGGUGAGCGAAGAGCAGGUGCGUGCCUAGCGGGCCGCAUUCCCAUCAUGCACGCGUGCUCCCAUGAUGCACCGCGCCCGCGUACGCCUUCAGCUUUCACCAACACGUGGGCGUCGCCCUUUCAGCGGUCACAUGAGCGAACUGCUGCAGAGAAGAGGAACGUGUGGGCAAACGCGCCCGCUGUCGCCCGCCGUCAAUAUCGCCUCAUCAUUCACACGCUCAUAUUGGAGGGUCUAGUGGACACGCCCCCUGGGAGG
This is a messenger RNA of Scleropages formosus (Asian bonytongue), 1220 nucleotides long. It is a transcript of the gene slc10a4, whose product is annotated as solute carrier family 10 member 4. Gene Ontology annotation, molecular function: bile acid:sodium symporter activity. Lineage: Eukaryota; Metazoa; Chordata; Actinopteri; Osteoglossiformes; Osteoglossidae. Gene Ontology annotation, cellular component: membrane. The record is from RefSeq and is a predicted model, not a curated record. Bases 16 to 993 code for a protein of 325 amino acids. The transcript has 3 exons. Gene Ontology annotation, biological process: bile acid and bile salt transport.